Molecule: messenger RNA, 710 nt
Organism: Plutella xylostella (diamondback moth)
Lineage: Eukaryota; Metazoa; Arthropoda; Insecta; Lepidoptera; Plutellidae
Biological process (GO): anatomical structure morphogenesis; positive regulation of transcription by RNA polymerase II
Cellular component (GO): nucleus
Molecular function (GO): E-box binding; DNA-binding transcription factor activity; protein dimerization activity
Source: RefSeq, a predicted model, not a curated record
GCGGCGACUGUACAUGAAGGAGGCAGUCGCGUGGGAGCAGUGAGCGUAUUUUUCCGGCGGAAUGUCCGCGCGGGCGGCGCGUGGGGCGCAGCCUCGCCGCUGUGCGCUCACUCCAUGCCCGCGCACGACUCGUACCAGCUGCGACCGCGGGCCGCGCGCUCCCGCGAGCCGCGCUCCCGCCGGGCGCCGCAGCCGCUCAGCAAGUACCGGAGGAAGACAGCCAACGCGCGCGAGCGCAGCCGCAUGCGCGAGAUCAACCGCGCCUUCGAGACUCUUCGGAAAGCCGUGCCCGCCGCCGCCAUCACCGGCGCUCCGGUUCCUUGCGAGAAGCUGACGAAGAUCACCACGCUGCGGCUGGCUAUGAAGUACAUCACGGCGUUGUCUUCAGCGCUGCGGGAUGACAGGGAGAUGUCGCCGUCGCCGUGGUCGUCGGGCCCGUCCGAGUGCUCCACGGAGCCGCGGGACACCAGCUCGGACUGCGCGGAGGAUCCUCUCUCCCCAUUCGACUCGUUCCUGGCCGAGUUCGACUACGAGUACCUCGCCGAGCGGACAUUCGCGUGACAGUGACUGUGUGAACUCUUUGGGUGAUCGUCAUCCUCUUUGCCAUAUUUGUUUUUUUUUUAUUAUUUUAUUUUUAUGAUAAGAGAAAUUUUUAAUUAACAUUUAAGUAAGUAUUUAUUUUGUAAUAAAAUUUAAUUGUUGACGUUAAA